Messenger RNA from Rhizoctonia solani, 2514 nucleotides. RefSeq names its product chitinase. NCBI's taxonomy places the organism in Eukaryota, Fungi, Basidiomycota, Agaricomycetes, Cantharellales, Ceratobasidiaceae. Gene Ontology annotation, biological process: carbohydrate metabolic process; chitin catabolic process. The coding region runs from base 1 to 2514 and encodes 837 amino acids. The record is from RefSeq and is a predicted model, not a curated record. The transcript has 9 exons. Gene Ontology annotation, molecular function: chitin binding; chitinase activity. Gene Ontology annotation, cellular component: extracellular region.
AUGUUGUCGUCCGCUCUCAUUUCACUUGGCGUUGCCGGCUCGGCGCUUGCUUGGCCUGGCUUUGGUUCCUCUCGCCACUCCUCCAUUGCUCGUGCCGUCCAUGCCCGCCAAGAGCUGGUAACUGCAAAGCCCAAGGAGCCUGUCGCCGCCACUUGGUUCGCAUCCUGGCACGCCGACGAGUUUUCUCUCGCAAACUACACCACUGUUUCAUACAGCUUCGCCUUGACUACUCCCAACAUCAGCUUUGUUAAUAUCAGCGACCCAGAGGUCUUCAAGGACUUUGUGUCAACUGCCCACGCCAACAAUGUAUCAGCUACUAUUUCCAUCGGUGGCUGGACCGGCUCCAUAUAUUUUAGCUCGGCUGUUGCGACUGCGGAGAACCGCACCGAGUUUGUAAAGACAAUGGUCAACCUUCUAAACGAUAACAAGUUGGAUGGAUUGAGCUUCGAUUGGGAAUACCCUGGCGCCGCCGGAAUUGGCUGUAAUACCAACUCCCCUAACGACACUACCAAUUUCCUCCUCUUCCUUCAGGAGCUCCGCACCGCCCUCCCGAACGCGACGCUCUCGGCCGCGACAUCCAUCAACCCCUUCAUCUCGGCCGACGGCACGCCAAGCACCAACGUCUCGGACUUUGCCAGCGUAUUCGACUACAUCCAGAUCAUGAACUACGACAUCUGGGGACCAUGGAGCGACACGACCGGUCCCAACGCACCACUCAACGACACCUGCGCGACCAACGCGACGCAAAAGGUGGGGAGUGCCGUAAGCGCCGUCGAAGCGUGGACCAAGGCUGGGUUCCCUGCGGACCAGAUUGUGCUUGGUGUCGCAGGCUAUGGUCAUGGAUUCUCGGUCACCCCGGCCAACGCGCUCAACGAUAGUAUCUUGAACCCUUACUCCACGUUUAACAAGAGCUUUACCCCUCCGGGCGAUGCUUGGGACGAUAUGCCCGUCGGCCCCAACGGCACUGUCGCGCUUGAUAACGGAUUCUUGAAUGAGAACGGCACUGCUAAUACCGCCGAGGGUAUCGUGUACAAGUUUGACGAGUGCAGCCAGACUCCCUUUGUGUACAACCAGACAUCGGGCGUCUUUGUGGCCUUUGACAAUGCCGAAUCGUUCGCCGCCAAGGGUAAAUUCAUCAACGCUACCGGACUCCGUGGAUUCGCAAUGUGGGAGGCCGGAGGAGACUUUGACGACAUCUUGCUCGAUUCGAUUCGUUCCGCUGCUGGUUUCCCAGAAGUGAUCGAGGACGAGGACGAUUGCGAGGAUGAUGGCGGUGAUGAUGGUGUCCAGACCGGUAACGGUAACUCGAGCUCUGGUGGCAGCGGUUCGUCCAACAACUCGGGUGCUGGUUCGUCCAACAAUUCGGGUAGUAGCAACUCGGGUGGAAGCUCCAGCAACAAUUCCGGUAGUGGUUCGUCGAACAACUCCGGUAAUACUUCGGGCAACGCUUCAGGUAACACUUCGGGCAACACCUCGUCUGGCAACACCUCGUCUGGUAACAAUUCGAGCGGUGGAAGCGCAUCCAGCACACCUUCGACCGGUAGCAACAGCAGCAACAACUCUGGUAGCAACAACUCGGGCUCUACUACUUCCCCGUCCGUACCUGACGACGAAGACGAGGAUGACGAAGAGUGCGAGGACGACGAAUACCCAGAAACCCCUGUGACCUCCACUGUCAACCCCACCUACCCGUCUGCGACCGCGACUGCUUCUGCCUCUUCGAUUGUCGUCGUCCAACCCGAGGGUACCCCGACCGCCAUCGUUUCUUCGAGCUCGGCUCCGCAACCCUCAGCCACCGCUGCUCCUGAUGCUGGAAUUACCGAUGACGAUGAUGAAGAGGAGUGCGAAGACGACGACGAGAUCAUUGAUGCCGCCAGCACUAUCGCGUCUACUUCUGCCUCUGCAUCGACUGCCUCUGCCUCGACUGAAGCCACUGCCAGUGCCACCUCUUCCGCAGCGACAGUCUCCGAGACAUCAGCUUCGGCCUCUGAGACUGCCACCGAGUCGGCCACCGCCUCGACGUCUACCGGCAGCUCUUCGGCCUCUGCAUCGAGCACCGAAUCCUCGAGCGUUCAACCCAUUCCCACAGAGAGUUCCGCCACGACAGUCUCGGAGAGCUCCACUCCUGCGCCUACCUCUGUCUCUGCUUCUGCCUCUGCCUCUAGUACCGAGCCUGCUCUGAGCGCUGAACCUACCUCGACCGCCUCAGCCGAAUCUACCCCGGUUGCUGAAUCCACCUCGGCCGCCGCGUCCUCUGCUAGCGCUAGCGCGGAGCCCACGAGUGUCGAGCCCUCCUCCGCUGCCGCGUCGUCCUCGGCCGAACCCAGCCCCACUGAGCCCGCAACCAGCGCCGAGCCCACCUCCAGUGCUGCACCCACAAGCGUCGAGUCUGUUAGCGCCGAGCCAUCUGCCCCCGAGAGCUCUGUAGAGUCCACGCCCGUGCCCACCCCGUCCGCCGAGCCUUCAUCGUCGGCGUCCCUGUCCGCCCCCGUGUUCGAACCCACUCGCCGCUAA